Molecule: messenger RNA, 2001 nt
Organism: Dissoconium aciculare CBS 342.82
Lineage: Eukaryota; Fungi; Ascomycota; Dothideomycetes; Mycosphaerellales; Dissoconiaceae
Exons: 1
Coding region: 1-2001 (666 amino acids)
Source: RefSeq, a predicted model, not a curated record
AUGUCUCUGCUCUCAUUGCCACUCGAGCUCCGACAGCAUAUCGCAGGCGGUCUUGAGCCAUCCGCCUUACGGAACUUCAGCUUGACGAGCGUUGCUUGCCACGAAGCCUCACUUUUCGCUGUGUUCGAGCGAAUUUAUCUUACGGUCUAUGAGCCUGAAGACUUGCGGCGCGAUAUUAUCGCACUUCGGGAUGCUCUCUCGUAUACCAGUUCCUUCUCCUGCGUUCGGCAUAUCACCAUCAAAGGAGCUUUGAGGGGCAAGGAACUCGAGCGUUCAUCCGAACGUUGGCCUAAUGGGUCGAUUUGGACUGAUUCUCUUGACAUGGUGAGCCCACUGCUAGAUGAGGAUAAAAUCUAUUAUAGAGGCAUGUAUGUAGUACCCGAUCGGGAUGUGAUCGAGCCGUCGUCGGAUGAAGACAUAGCAUGGGCUCCGUUAGUUGACCUCCUUAACAAAGCCGAAAUCUCGCUCGAAGAUCUCGUCUUCGAUUGCCGAAGCCAAUUUCCGCCGACUUUGCUUCGACUACUACAUAAGCGACAUCCCCGGUGUAGGCUCCAUCACCUAACCUUUAACCUCCGAUCCUUACUUUGUACUACCCCUCACGCCUACGAGAUGGAGCUUGCUACAUCGCCUUGUCUCUCUACGCUUAAGGCUAUUUGUACUCCACGCGACAGUAAUGGAACGGACGAUUUUAACCUAGAGGCUGUAAUGGAGCUAGCUUCUAGUCUUGCUCCGAAUCUAAGCGAGAUCAUUGUCCUUAACCUCUCCCCAGGCGGCUCUCGUAGCUCUCGUUGGCCAAGAACUCGAAAGUCGUGGCGAAGCCUCCCAGGGUUUGUUCCUAGGAAGAAAGGACUACUAAAGUCUCUAUCGCUUAGAGGUAUUACGCGGUUGAUUGACCCUCAAGCACUAGAGGAUUGGGCCAGACAUAUCGACUUUACCUCUUUGCAACAUCUCGCUCUCGGCGGGUGGCUCAAUAAUCAUCGGGGUGGACUUACUGGCGAGACUAUGGAAUGGAUGCAGACCCAGUCAUUUCCCCGCCUUCAAACGCUCUCCGUCUAUCUUGCACGCAACGAUCUAUGGGUAGAAAGGCCUCAUUUCAGUCAUCAGGCAAUUUCGUUCUUCCGGUCUUUUAAACCUCUAAGACAACUAUCUAUCGUCGGGCCGAUAGAUUAUCAGAUCGUCGAUACUGUUUUUACCCAUCAUGGACAGUCGCUUAGGAAACUCAGCCUCCAUCCUCUCGAGGUAAUACCCUUUCAACCAAACGGUCGCGAUCCACAGGAUCUACCUUUUUACUUUACUAAGGAUUGCGUUUUACAACUACGGGAUCAGUGUCCGAAUUUAGAAGAGCUUACUAUACUAGUGAAGCGCAACAUGUCUAGAGCAUCUGAGGCCGAAUUAUACAAAUGUUUCGGCGAGAUGAAGGCACUACGAGCCCUCUCCUUCAUAUUAGAUUGCUCUAAUUGGCGGGUAACCCGAGACCCUACGUACGAGCCUGAUUUCGACGGGGAGGAUCGAGAGCCCGUAGACGCUGAAUGUCAAUGGUUAAAGAUAGGCGAUGUGAAGGAGACCUUGAUCAAUUGUGCUAUUGACGAAGCACUAGCCUGCUCAAUCUGGAAGACCAUCAGCCCGAUCAAAACCGGCAGGCCGCUGGAGCGACUUAAAUUGUGGCCGACCGAAGCGGGUGAAUACGGCACCGGCUUACGGAUGUCAUACAAGUUCAAGGGCGUCAUCCACGAGUUAGCUCGAUCAUGGCUAAUCGAGCGGGGUCCGCGGAGCGAUGAAGAAGAAGAUUUUACGGUCAAGGAAUUGCAGCUAGAAAGGCGACUCAUGUUCAGGGAAAGAGACGUCAUAUUCAUGUCCCAUCAUGAACAGCCUUGGAUUUGGGGUAUCUGCCGUUCCAUCUGGCCCUCUCGAGAUGGCACUGACGAUUCUCGAGAGGAUUGGUCGAAGUUCCGAGAUGAUUGGUCGAGUUUUCCUCUCGAAGAGCUGCCGCGUGGGUCAUAA